Messenger RNA from Sphenostylis stenocarpa, 1566 nucleotides. The record is from the annotation of a GenBank genome assembly. NCBI's taxonomy places the organism in Eukaryota, Viridiplantae, Streptophyta, Magnoliopsida, Fabales, Fabaceae.
AUGGAUCCCCACCCAGGAACCUUCCCCGUUCUUUCCUACGUCAUGUCCCGUCUCCCUUCCUUCGGGCCCAGAACCCCCACCUCCUCCUCCGCGACAGCCUCCACUUCCCAUUCCCACCACGUCGAUAUCGAAGGGCCAUCUACCUCCGACCCUUCUUCCUCUUCCUCCAUCGUGGGUCAAAUGCCCAAUCUCGCCGACCCGGCAAUGCUGGCCUCCAUGACCCGCGCCAUCUCCGACGUCUCCCAGGCUCGAUCCGUCCUCAAGGUCCUCGGGCCCCGGCCCACCCACGAAGAGGUCGACCAGGCCAAGGCCAAGAUGGCGGACCUCGAAGCCCACCUGUCCCGGCAACUAGAAGAGAUCGUGGGCGUCCCCAGGCCCCCCGAGAUCAAUGAGGCCCGCUGGUCGGCCCAUCUCGCGGAGAAGGAGAAGGCCGUCAAGGAAUCCGCGGAGAAAGAGAAGCGCAUUCACAAAUCCCUCAUUCAGCUCGACAACAUGCACGAAGCCUACGGGAAACUCCUCAAGGACGCUGAGAAGCGCUUGGUCAAGAUUUACGAGGACCACGGCGCCGAUUACGAAAACAACGAAAACGAUGAAGACAAUGACGGUACCCAAGUGAAAGAGCAGGUUGAGGGGAUUUUGCAAGAGGCCGACGGAAAAGGGGUGGAGCGAGUGGCUCUUUCCGGGAAGCGGCUCAAAGUCCUGCCUGAAGCACUUAGCCACAUUCCUGCAAUGGUCGUCCUCGACGUCUCCACCAAUCAACUUUCGGUGAUUCCUGAUUCCAUAUCUAAAUUGGAAAAUCUGGAGGAGUUUAAUCUCUCUUCCAAUGUUUUGGAGUCGCUGCCAGAUUCAAUUGGCUCGUUGCAGAAGUUGAAAGUCCUCAAUGUGUCCGGAAACAAGCUUACUGCUCUUCCGGAUUCCAUUAGUAAGUGCAGCUCAUUGGUGGAGCUAGAUGCAAGCUUUAACACCCUGACGUAUUUGCCAACAAACAUUGGAUAUGAGUUGCAUAAUUUACAAAAGCUCAUGAUUCAAUUGAACAAGAUUCGAUCUCUUCCCUCAUCUGUUUGUGAGAUGAAAUCCUUGCGCUAUCUGGAUGCUCACUUUAACGAGCUGCGCGGGCUUCCUAUUGCAAUUGGGAAAUUGACUAAUCUUCAAGUUCUAAACCUGAGCAGUAACUUCAGUGACCUUCAAGAACUUCCAGAGACAUUUGGUGAUUUGAUUAACCUCAGGGAAUUGGAUCUCAGCAACAACCAAAUUCAUGCACUUCCUGAUUCUUUUGGUCGCCUUCAUAACUUGACCAAGCUAAAACUGGAUCAGAAUCCUCUUGAAGUGCCACCCAAGGAUAUUGUGGAUCAAGGGGUCCAAGCCGUGAAGAGCUUCAUGUCUCAGAGAUGGAUUGAUAUAUUGGCGGAGGAAGAAAGAAAAAACACACAGGAAUUGCAAGAACCAGGAGAAAAUGGCUGGUUAACGCGAAGCACCUCUUGGCUGAAGAACGUUUCUGAAAAUGUAACUGAGAUGAUGAUGUCCCCCAGAACUCCCAAAGAUGCGUAUCUUAAUCAGCAGCUAUGA